Molecule: messenger RNA, 2074 nt
Organism: Anoplopoma fimbria (sablefish)
Lineage: Eukaryota; Metazoa; Chordata; Actinopteri; Perciformes; Anoplopomatidae
Gene: gsr
Product: glutathione reductase
Exons: 13
Coding region: 89-1618 (509 amino acids)
Biological process (GO): glutathione metabolic process; cellular response to oxidative stress; cell redox homeostasis
Cellular component (GO): mitochondrion; cytosol
Molecular function (GO): NADP binding; flavin adenine dinucleotide binding; glutathione-disulfide reductase (NADPH) activity
Source: RefSeq, a predicted model, not a curated record
AUGUGCAGCGUAGAGGCUAUUCAUGAAGGAAUGCUGCGCAGAUCUCCUCUAUGUCCUGUGGUCAUUUACACGUCCCCUAUGAUAAACCAUGCUGCUUAUGAGGCUCAGAAAGCUGCUCCCUACUGUGUCACUGGCUCUACCCAGGCACGGAGCGCUCAUCCGCCGCAGCAGCAUGGCCUCAGACCCGGCGGCCACGGAGACCACCACCACCACCACCACCACCACCACCCGGUUCGACCUUCUGGUGAUCGGCGGCGGGUCCGGUGGUCUGGCCGGUGCUCGGAGGGCGUCGGAGCUCGGAGCGGCCACCGCGGUGAUCGAGAGCCACAAACUCGGAGGUACCUGCGUCAAUGUUGGCUGUGUCCCGAAGAAGGUUAUGUGGAAUGCAGCAGUUCAUGCUGAGUAUCUCCACGAUCACAGCGAUUACGGCUUUGACGUUGGAAAUGUUCGUUUCAGUUGGGAAGCUCUCAAGGCCAAAAGGGACGCUUAUGUCAGUCACCUAAACCGCAUUUAUCGCAACAACCUUGACAAAGCUAAAGUCCAAACUAUUCUAGGCCAUGCCAGGUUUACAAAUGAUCCUGAGCCGACUGUGGAGGUCAAUGGAAGAAAAUAUACAGCGCCUCACAUCCUCAUCACCACCGGAGGGCAGCCUACCGUUUUGACUGAUAAUGACGUUCCAGGGGGAAGUCUGGGCAUAACCAGUGAUGGCUUUUUUGAUCUUGAAACUCUGCCAAAGCGCACUGUGAUUGUGGGUGCAGGAUAUAUUGCAGUGGAGAUGGCGGGCAUCCUGUCCACCCUCGGGUCCAAAACAUCCCUCAUUAUUCGACAGACGGGAGUUUUGAGGAACUUCGACAGCUUCAUAAGCACAAACUGCACCAAAGAGCUGCAAAACUCUGGUGUGGAUCUGUGGAAGAACUCUCAGGUGAAGUCUGUGUGUAAAACGGAAAGAGGACUGGAGGUGACGCUCGUCACCAAAGACCCAGAGAAGAAGAACGACGAGGAGAAGAUCAGCACCAUAGAGGAAGUGGACUGCCUUCUCUGGGCCAUCGGCAGGCAGCCCAACACUUCUGGACUGAACAUCGGCGCCAUGGGUGUGGAUACGGAUGAGAGAGGACAUAUUGUUGUGGAUGAGUUUCAGAACACCAGCAGACCGGGGAUCUACGCUGUCGGGGACGUUUGUGGCAAAGCUCUUCUCACACCUGUUGCCAUAGCUGCAGGCAGAAAGCUGGCACACAGACUGUUUGAGGGCAAGAAGGACUCCAAGUUGGACUACUCCACUAUCCCCACCGUGGUGUUCAGCCACCCCCCCAUCGGGACGGUGGGCCUCACAGAAGAGGAGGCCAUUAAAUCUAGAGGAAAGGAGAACGUGAAGAUCUACAAGACGUCUUUCACUCCGAUGUAUCACGCCAUCACGAGCCGGAAGAGUCAGUGCAUCAUGAAGCUGGUGUGUGAAGGCAAAGAGGAGAAGGUGGUGGGUCUGCACAUGCAGGGUCUGGGCUGUGACGAGAUGCUGCAAGGCUUCGCCGUGGCCAUCAAAAUGGGUGCUACCAAAGCAGACUUCGACAAGACUAUCGCCAUCCACCCCACCUCGUCCGAGGAGUUUGUCACAAUGCGUUAAUCCCGAUACGACCAGCAACCCAGACAAGCACACCAGGACAGAGUCGCUCAUCAACUUGACUACUUGCUUUCUAAAACGACAUACUUACAUUUUCUUUCAUUUAAGUUAUAUUACUCGUGCGCAGUGUUUCAUCUUUUUUAAACUUCUUCCUAAAUGGACCAAGACCGAGUUAUGGCUUCCUAAAACUGUACUGUGGGUCUUGAUUAUUGAUUGAUUAUUCUGGGUUCCAUUUUUAAUGAUUGUGAAAUGAAUGAAUGGAUCUGCAGGUAUUGUUGUCAAGUGAUUGCAUGGGUAAUCAAAAAAAGACCUUUCCUAGUGUAUGUGUUUGAUUUGUUAGUCAAUUGUCAGAUGAAUAUUACAAACACUGCUAGGCACAUAUUUACUUCUUAUGCAAGGCCAUAACAUAUCUACUGUACUGUUCUAAAGUUUCAAUAAACACACAGGUUUUUUUCUUAA